AUGGUAUCCGUAUUGCUAAAGUCUUGGAAGAAGAUAUGGGGGAAAUUAGGUCUAAUUGAUUUUCACCAAAUCAAGACGAACUUAUUUGCUUUCACUUUUGAAUCUGAGGAAGGUAAAUUAAAGGCAAUGGCAGAUGGUCCUAUUACCUCUAAUAAACACCCGCUGAUUGUUGAAGAAUGGAGAAGAAAUAUGUCCUUUGACAUCACUGAAAUUGCUUCAGUCCCAGUUUGGGUGAAGUUCCCCCUUCUUCCUUGGAAAUUUUGGAACCCUAACUCAUUGAGCUCUAUUGCCAGUACGUUGGGAAAGCCUUUGUUUGCUGACAGAUACACUAGGGAGAGAUCCAGACUUGCCUAUGCCAGAAUACUGAUAGAUUUGAGACUUAAAGGUAUUUUUCCAGAUGUUGUUGUGAUAGAAGAUAGUAAUGGGGAACAAACUACUCAGUUUGUAGAGUAUGAAUGGAAGCCCAUUUUGUAUGAAGUCUGCAACAAAUUGGGUCAUAGAAACUGUGAGAAAAAACAGAUUUGGCUAGCAAAGACCUCUGAUAAAGAUGCAGUUAAAAUUGAUGAAAAGACUCAGGAGAAACAAGAAGAAGCCCCUGAUGUAGUUACAUCUAUUGAGAAGCCUAAUAUAGAAGCAGUUAAAAUUGUUGAGGAUGCUACUGGUUCAAAUCAGUGUAAAACUCCUCCAACUAUUCAAGACGAUGGAUUCCAGCUGAUUACUAAUAGAAAACUCAAGAACAAAAUAUUGAGCCAAGAAAGAGCAGAAGAGAGAAAUCAGAAAAGUGAAGCUAAAAGUGGAGGUAUGAUCAAACCUAACUCUAAUGAUAGGAUUCCUGCCAAGAGGCUUAUUAAGCCCUUGGAUAGAGGGAAAUGA
Messenger RNA from Mercurialis annua (annual mercury), 873 nucleotides. RefSeq lists its product as uncharacterized. The transcript has 2 exons. The record is from RefSeq and is a predicted model, not a curated record. Lineage: Eukaryota; Viridiplantae; Streptophyta; Magnoliopsida; Malpighiales; Euphorbiaceae. The coding region runs from base 1 to 873 and encodes 290 amino acids.